Entrophospora candida is the source of this 2325-nucleotide messenger RNA. NCBI's taxonomy places the organism in Eukaryota, Fungi, Glomeromycota, Glomeromycetes, Entrophosporales, Entrophosporaceae. The record is from the annotation of a GenBank genome assembly.
AUGAAAAAAAAUAAGGACAACAACAAAUAUUUCAGAACAAUUGGGAUACCCCAUCAACUCGGUAAUAUCAAGAAUGCUCCAGAUUCUAUAUGUAACAAAUCAAUUUUAGAAUAUAAAGAUCAAGUAUUGGCAUUAGAUGCCAGUAUGUUUCUGAAAAGAUUUGUGCAUGGUUAUCGUAAAAUAUUUGAUUCUAACAGUAUUUAUUUUGCAACCACAGAACAGGACUAUCAACCUAUAACAGUACAUCCGCAUCCUCAUAUACUUGGUUUUUAUAACCUUACAAUAUUUUUAAAACAACAUAAUAUUAAACCUAUAUUUGUAUUUGAUGGAAAAUUUAGAAUCAAAGAAAAAAGAAGAGAAAUCAUGAGACGUAGGGAAGUUUACAACAAGGCAAUUGAUAAUCUUAAAUUUGAAAAAAUAAGAGUAAAUCGAUUGGCAAAAUGGAAAGAUGUUCAUGAAAAGAUGAAGAAUUUAAACGAUGUUAAUUCGGAAUAUAUAAAUACUGGAAUACUUGAUGAGAUGUUUAAUGGAUAUGAAUCGGCUGAUAUUCAAUCAUCAUUAUCAGCUCCAACCAUUGAAGAAAUAAGUAAACCUACCAAGAAAUCUGUUGAACUUGAAUCAGAUCAGAUUGUUUUACAAACCGAGACAAUCAAAUCCGAUGAAAUAAAACCCGUCGAGUUAAAAUCAGAUCAAGAGAUUCAUGCAUCCCCUUUACAGGAUGAUAUUCCCAUUCCACCUUUACCAACCUCACAAUCAGAUCUAGCUAAACCAUCACCAAUAAAAACAACAACAGAAUUAUUAUCGUCGCCGCCACCAGCAUCACUAAUAGAAUCUCCAUUGUUAGAAACACCACCAUCAUCACUAGAACUAUCACCACCAACAUUAGAGGCACCGUCGCCAUAUUUAGAUCCAAUAAUAACACCAACAAUAAAUACUAAUAUUUUAGAAAUGAUGUCGAAAAUAGAUAAUGAGAAAACUUUUAAAGAACGACAUCCAGAUUUUGUGCCUUCAUCUGGUGAAAUCCUUUUGAAGGAGAAUGUGGAAGAAAUAGUGAAAUCAACAUUACUGGAUAGUGCACUAUUAACAAAUGAUGAAAGGCUUUAUUCUAGACCUCAACAGAUCAUAGGACAAAUGGAACAAAAAUUAUUGGAUAGUUUUCUUACUGAUGAUAAAAAAAUUAAAGACAAUGUUGAUGAUGAUGAUAACAAUAAUAGUAACAAAUUAUCAUUUAUAGACGAAGUGGAAAAUGUACAUGCUGAAAGUCAUAACAUGGCGGUGACACUUGAAAAUCGAGCAAUGUAUGUUUCAUGGGAAAUGUAUGAAGAUUGUAUUGAAUUUCUAGAGACAUGGGGAUUUCCUUGUAUAGUGACUAAUGACUGUGAAGCAGAGUCAUUAUGUGCUUCAUUAGCGGCAUCGGGAUAUGCAAAUGCAACGGUAUCUGAAGAUAUGGAUACAACAUUGUACGGUGAUGGAAUCUUGCUAAGAAAUCUUUUUAGCAAGUCAAAACCUAUUAUUGAAAUUUCUCCAAAAAAAGCAAGAGAAUCAUUAGGACUUUCUCAAAGUCAAUUUAUAGAUCUUUGCAUUCUAUGUGGCACUGAUUUUUCUAACACCAUACCUGGUAUAGGUCCUGUAAGAGCAUUUGAUUUGAUUAAAGCAUAUGGAUCCAUUGAAAACAUUUUAAAAAAUCUAAUUGAAUCACAGGGUGCACUUGAAGUCACCAUAUCAACUUCAAAAUGGGAAACUUUGUCGACCAAGAAAUCAAAAUCCAAUAAUUCUAAAAAAAAAAAGAAAACAUCAUCAUCAUCAUCAUCAUCACCAACACCAACACCAUCAUCAACAACAAAAAUGACAACAUCACCAUCGAAUAAAAUUAAAACAACUAAAACUAUAACCAAAAAAAUUUCUAUAACAAAAUUAACAAGAGAAUUUUUAUCUACAUCAUCCUUAACAUCUGAUUUUUUGGAGCAGGCCCAAGCUGCAAGACAUGUGUUUCAGAAACCACCUAUUAUUACAGAUAAAUAUCUAAAUAAAUUGAAAUUAUUAGAUAAUUAUGAGAAUGCAUUUAAUAAUAUGGAAAAUAAUGAAAAUUUCAAUCAAUUAUUGGUCAAGUAUCAAGUUUAUCUAGCAGAAGAAUCUACAAUAGGUUAUAAUACACUCUAUACUGAUUACUUCAAUCAAUUUGGUGGUGACGGCACAUAUAACAAUGACGGUUAUAAAGAGUUUAGUUUGGAAAAAGAUAGUAUUACGAUUCCAACAGUAAGUCAAUUAGGACCUGAUCCAUUUUAUACUUUAAAUCCAUUGAUUAUACCUGUGUUGACUAUGUAA